AGGAGUGAACGACUUAUUUGGUCUGUCUACGGAAGACUAGCCACCUCAGGCUGUUUACACACACCGCCUUCCACAUGACUCAAACACACACUUUGUGACUCCUUUCACCAAUAGAUUGCAAGACUUCUAGUCACAUCAACAGAUCUUCUGCAUCAUUGAACAUCAAGGAUGACAAGCCAACUUCAUCCACUCGAGAUUAAUCCCCAAACUGGGGAACCAUUCCUCCGGCUUGCCGCACCACACCAGAACAUUAUUGUCACCCCACCUCGACAGGGAGAUCAGUCUGUAACCAUACAGCAUAUAAACGAUCCGGCUAUUUACAGAUGGUUAGAGAACCCCCCAAUUCCGUAUCUACCGGAACACGCGAACUCUUGGAUCCAGUCUGUAAGAAAGGAAUCAGAUGUUACUUUGGAAUAUCUACGAAAGAGUGCGGAGGAAUUCCCUGAUGGCCCGCUUCAGUUCGUGGAUGCAUGCCCUGUGCGGCAUAUUAGGGAAGUCAAAGAGGACGGGACGGAUGAUCUUCUAGGAGACGUGAAUUUCAGAAGAAGUCCAUUCGAGGAGGUACUAGAUGAAGUGGAACGGAAGCAAAUGCAGGAAGAUAAUGCGAAAAAGCAAGCAGGAGAUCCGACGAUUGUGUAUGCCAUUGGAGACUGGCUCGCUGCGAGCCACCACGGAAGGGGCAUCAUGACUGCAGCAAUCGGUCUAUUGAUGACCGCUUGGGGGAUCCCUAGGAUGGGAGUUCGCCAUGUUGUAGCGCACACUUUUGCUGGGAAUAUUGGUAGUAACCGAGUUUUUGAGAAGAACGGGUUUGUGAACAGAGGGCUGUUCGACAACGGGAAAAUAGCUAGAGGAGAGAAGAAGAUAAUGACCCUUCUUGAGUGGAAACACGAGCAGUAGAAACGACCGUCGACAUGUGACUGUAUUUAUUUUCAAGGUAUUUAUUAGUGAUCACGUGCAAUCAAAUUCGGCUAGAUAAGA
Suillus fuscotomentosus is the source of this 978-nucleotide messenger RNA. RefSeq lists its product as uncharacterized. Gene Ontology annotation, molecular function: acyltransferase activity, transferring groups other than amino-acyl groups. The record is from RefSeq and is a predicted model, not a curated record. NCBI's taxonomy places the organism in Eukaryota, Fungi, Basidiomycota, Agaricomycetes, Boletales, Suillaceae. The transcript is spliced from 2 exons. The coding region runs from base 169 to 897 and encodes 242 amino acids.